AUCUGUCGUAAAUUUAACCCUUCACUUCAUGAAUGUUUUUAAUUCAUUGCUUACUAUAAGUGUGCAGUACACCGCAAUAAAUAAACAUAUCAACAAAAGGUGUAAACACAAUUUUUUUAUGUAAUAUUAAAAAAUUUGCUUAACCCAUGAAAUGUACAUUCAUUGCUUUAACUUGUUUUUCUUCGUCCAGUUUGGCUAUGCAACGCAAGAUGCAACGUUUUAUUUCUUGAUCAUAACAUAAUUAUGUAAUAUAUAGAGAAAAUGCCUUGAAAAUGUUUCAAAAAUUAUUAUCGCUUCGUGUGCUGAGCUUUCGUACAUUUUCGUUUCAUUUUCAGUGUGUUAGUCGACUUCCAAUUCAACUAAAAGUUUUGGUGAACUCCAACACUAGCAUUAAAAGUAUUUCAUUCGAGUCUCGUAUGGUUUGCCACUGGAAAACAAGUCAGUAUUUUCUGAGAUACCGCGGGAGAAGGAAUAAAAGCAAUACUAACAUAUGAUCUCAAGGGGAGUGAAAAGUCUAUUUUGCAGUGUGUUUUCGAUUAUUUGCGGCAAUCUUAAAAUCGAGAGUCAUCAUAAUUAUACUUGAUUACGUCACGCGAGUGGUAUUAGAUAGUGAAACUCUCGAGAAUGACUGCCCUUGGAGAGGAAUAUUCCGCUGAGGAAUGGCACAACAUUUCCUGUGAAUUUCAGCGAAUAAAAGAUGAACAUUACUUGGAUCAUGCUGGAGCAACUCUCUAUUCGGAGCAUCAAUUGCAGGCAUGCUUCGAAGACUUACGUAGUAAUCUCUAUUGCAAUCCACACACUAGUAAAUCUACAGAGGAUCUUAUUGAUCAAGUGAGAUACAGAGUUUUGGAGCAUUUCAACACAGAUUCCUCCAAAUAUCAUGUAAUCUUCACGUCUGGAACCACAGCAGCACUGAAAAUGGUAGCAGAAACCUUUGACUUUGAUGGGGAGAAAUCGCAAUUCCGAUAUUUGAGAGACAGCCACACAUCAGUGCUCGGAAUGAGAGAAUUGGUGAAAACACAGCAAAUAAUUCCCAUGGAGAAAGAGGAUCUUUUAGCCAUAUCAGAGAGAAGAACUCCUUGUCGUCUCCCUUCUAGCAACUCAAACUCUCUCAUCGUGUUUCCCGCUCAAUGUAAUUUCAACGGCUUUAAAUAUCCUCUGGAAACAAUUGAGUGUUUUCAGCAUAGAAGUCUUCCCAGUGAUAUGAAGGACAGUGAGUGGUUUGUGUGUCUCGAUGCUGCAAGUUUCGUCUCAACGAACUAUCUUGAUCUUCAGAAGUACAGUCCUGAUUUUGUGUGCAUCUCAUUCUACAAAAUUUUCGGUUAUCCAACCGGAUUGGGAGCUCUUUUGGCGAGCAAAAGGGUAGAGAAUGCCCUCAAAAAGCGUUACUACGGCGGAGGAACUGUGAAAAUUGCAAUGAGUCAGAUAAAUUUCCACGAGAAACGUGAUUGCCUGCAUGAGAGAUUCGAGGAUGGCACAAUAUCCUUCAUAUCCAUCAUUUCUCUUCUGCACGGCUUCAAUACUCUAAAGCGACUGAUUCCUAGCAAUGCAGAAGAAGGCACAAUGCAAAGAAUUUCUAGAUAUACUUUCAACCUUGCCAAAUACCUCAGAGAUCGUCUGGUGAAUAUGAAACAUUCUUCUGGAGGAAGUGUCGUUAAAUUAUACAGUGACUCAGACUACAAUUCAUCCCAAUCUCAAGGAGGAAUUGUGAACUUUAACAUCCUUCACAGCGAUGGAUCUUUCGUGGGUUUUGCGGAAUUUGCCUGUAUGGCUUCAAUUUAUAACAUCAUUAUAAGGACUGGAUGUUUCUGCAAUCCUGGGGCGUGUCAAAGGCACAUGAAGCUCACUAACGAGGAUGUAAAGGAACACUAUAAGGCAGGUCACAUUUGUGGCGAUGCGUAUGACUUGAUCAACGGUAUUCCAACUGGAUCUAUCAGAGUGUCUUUUGGCUAUAUGACUACGAAGACCAAUGUCGAUGCCCUCAUAAACAUGAUCGAAAACUGCUACUGUCGUCCACAUAAAAGAUCUGUUGAACUGGGAAUGAUUUCGCACAUGUACAAGAGAUAUCCAAUGAAAGCUAAUGAUAUCAAGCUGGAGAUGAUCUGUGUGUAUCCUAUAAAGUCCUGUGGAGCUUUCAAAGUAUUCGACAAGUGGCCACUAACUCCUUGUGGCCUGAAAUACGACAGAGAGUGGAUGAUCGUGACAGAGAAGGGUGUCGCUCUCACGCAGAAAAACAACACCAAAAUGUGUCUCAUAAGACCAGUAAUUGACCAGGAGAGAGGCAAAAUGACCCUCCACUUUCCCGAGAUGGAAUGCAUUGAUGUGGAGUUGAGCAUUGACGAAGACAAUAGUGAAAUAAUGCAAGAUUCGAGUUUGUGUCAGAGUAAAGUGUGUGGUGAUCGGAUUAAGGGAUACGAUUGUGGUGAGAAAGUUGCUCAGUGGUUGGAAAAUGCCCUCGAUUUGCUUGGAGUGCGUCUCAUUAGGAAGGUCAGUUCUGAAAAGCGCUUCUUUCGCAAAAAUGGUACCACCAACGAUCUUCCAGAGAUAUCACUAGCGAAUCAAGCACAGUUCUUGCUCAUCAAUACCACAUCAGUUUCCUGGUUGAUGGACAAAGUGACUGAUUGGGAUGACCAAGUGGAUAGAGAAGGUCUUCUGCCGAAUGUCGUUGACCGCUUUCGCGGAAAUAUCGUGAUAAAAUCAUCUAAAAGCAUGGAAGAGGGAGCAUGGAAAAUGAUUAGAAUUGGUCCAAAUCUCUUCAAAGUUGACGGUCAAUGUACAAGAUGCCAGAUGAUCUGCAUUGACCAACAAACAGGAGAGAAGACAACUGAGCCACUGAGAACAAUUGCCAGAGAAUUCGAAGGAAAGAUGAAAUUCGGAAUCUACCUAUCGCAGAUGAAUGAUUUUACUAAGAAUUUACACGUCCUAAGCUGCAAUGAUAAAGUAGAAAUUACUGAGUGA
Messenger RNA from Phlebotomus argentipes, 2958 nucleotides. It is a transcript of the gene mal, whose product is annotated as molybdenum cofactor sulfurase 3. Gene Ontology annotation, biological process: Mo-molybdopterin cofactor biosynthetic process. Lineage: Eukaryota; Metazoa; Arthropoda; Insecta; Diptera; Psychodidae. Gene Ontology annotation, molecular function: molybdenum ion binding; pyridoxal phosphate binding; molybdenum cofactor sulfurtransferase activity. The transcript is spliced from 3 exons. The record is from RefSeq and is a predicted model, not a curated record. The coding region runs from base 625 to 2958 and encodes 777 amino acids.